GAAAAAAGUUCUGGAAACAUAAUACCUGAAAAAAUGAUAUAUUCAAACGGCAUACCUUUGCCCGAAAAAGGGAACAAAAGACAAAAUACUGUCCCAGAAUUUUUGUCCGAAGAUGAGACCCUGUUUAGCCUGAAGAUCAGAGAGACAGCAGGCACAUUCUAGGCUAUUCGGUGAACUAAGUAAAUAACCGGGGCAAUAUUUUGAUAUUUUCUUGAGAAUUGGAUGACUCUGAGAUUCAUCUUUCUCUCAGAUUUUCUCUCAGAUCAAUAUCUCAGUAUUCUAAAUAUGCACCAAAAAGAGUGCACAAUCUUGUGCAAAUAAUCCGAGGCAAAAACCCUCCGGAAUCGAAAUGCUUGGUUACAAAUGCACAUAAAUAAUUCAUGAAUAAAUUGUAUCGGAUGCAUAUUGAAAAGUCUGCGACUUGAAGAAUACUGCCAAAUCAACGAGAUCACUAUCAGGACGAUUCUAGCUGACUUAGAGCAACCAUGAGGUUACAUAUUGUAGACAUAUUCUGGUUUCAGGCUUAUUUUCUGUUUGUCAAAAGUAACUUUGCCACCAUCGGCAAUUUCUUCCAGCAAACGGAGAAUGGAGAUGAAGUCAGUCUGAAAAUGGAAGAAGCUUUUAUAAAACCAGAAUUUUUUUACUGUGACCGGGCAAGUUCUUGUUCUCGUGUUCUAAAAAGUCAGGGUACAGGACAUUACCAAACUAAUACAGAAGUGACUCCCCUGGAAGAAGAAGAAAGUGUCAUUGCUGCGUGGAAGAAAGUCAAACAACCCACAGAUUGCAAAGACCUAUACAAAGGAGGCAACAGAGAAAGUGGCGUCUAUCACGUAACCAGACCAAACAAGCAAGUUUUGAAGAUUUACUGUGACAUGAAAACAGACGGUGGGGGCUGGACUGUAAUACAGCGCCGUGUUGAUAGCUCAACCGACUUCAACCGUGGCUGGUCUGAUUACAAACAUGGAUUUGGCGAUGUUGGGAAGAAUAUGUGGAUGGGGUUAGAGAACAUGCACUCUCUUGCUGGUCUCAACUCUAACACAACUCUUCGCAUAGAACUAAAGCAUCGACUUAAAGGCGACGAGCUAUUCUUUGCAAAGUAUGGCAGCUUUAAGAUUGGCAACGAGACUGAUGGAUACCGUAUUAGAGUUUCUGGAUAUUCUGGGACAGCUGGUGAUGCUUUUAACAGACUUAAAUUCAAAUAACAACAUGGCAUUCUCUACCAGUGGUAGUGACAAUGAUAAUAAUCCUGAAUAUAACUGUGCAGAUACUUUCAAAGGUGGCUGGUGGUAUAACACAUGCCAUGCCUGCCAGCUUAAUGGGUUAUUUCCAAGUGUUGAUACAUCACAUCCUACUUAUAUGUCAUGGAUAACAAUUGAUGAUAACUAUGGCAAUAUCAAUUUUUCUGAAAUGAAGAUCAGACGUAACUAGGAUCAAGUGGCGAGAGGCGGCCUAAAAGAGGCCGAUCGCGCUUUUCUGCCACUGCAGCGAAUACUUUAGAUAAGUCUUUAGACAAUCAAAAAUGAGAACAAUCCAUCAAGUCGACAUUCUAAAUACUGAUUGGGGUUUUUAGACAAAAAAAUUCACUUGAGGUAUGUUGAAUUUUGAUGGAAUUGGUUUUUGAUGACGUCAAGAGUGCAAAGCUUUCAUUUUCUUAUCAUGUGUCCUCUAAUAAAAUAUGCAACUAAUUUUAAUAAAUUAUUAUUUUUUCGUUAGAAGGUAACGAGACUUUCGACCGAUGUAUAAAUUUUUAGUUUUUGAUGUAAGUUCUCAUCUUUGAUGUUUAGUUUUUAUGACCUCAUCAUCCUGAAUAGAGCAAUUUUUCACGCAUAAUGCAAACUUUCUUUAUUUAAACCCAUUUGAGAAUUGCCUUACCUUGCCGAUUGGGUACAUAAUAAUAGGUCUAUUGUGUAGUCCAACCAAUUAAAAAUUCAAAUGGUCAACGGAAUGCGUCGGGAUGUAGUGACUUUAAAUGCUACCACAUAUACAGUCAGUCACAAUUGCUGCGGUAUAAAACAUAAUCAUAACUACUAUCACCAUCAAUUUAUAAUUCUCUUCGUGUUUGGUUUCCAUAGCAUCUACUAAUUAAUAAUAAUGCAGUUGCAACUUGUUUAUAAUAGCUGCACCAUUUAAUUGUUGCCUCAGUAGCUAAAAUAUCCGAUUCUUCAAUAAGAUGGUUUCCUAGAGUGGCCUUUCAGUCUUGUCUAAAAUAAUCGUCUGGAGAAGUUAGUGCCAAUAGAAUAAAACUAAGGGGAAACAGGCCUGCUUCUUCUAAAGAGGUCUCCUAACCUCCUUUGAAUCAAAUGCCUGUCCGUCAUCUUUGGGUAAACUUAACUCCUUUGAGGUUUUUUAGGCUUUUCCUUGCCUGUUCUCAACUUAGGAUUUUUACAAUUUGAACGAUGUUGACCUUUACUUCACUUUGUGCUUCAACAUUUCUUGUGCGAACUCAAUAUUCAUUUCAUUUCGAAAUCCUUAGGUGAGAGUAUCUCAUUUCUUUCUGCUUGCUACUUGCUUCCUUUAUUAUCUCCUUGUUACUAGAACAUGAAAAAACAUUUAGUCUUUCUUUUAAUAUUCCUCUAAAAUCUGAGACGAUAUGACAUGUCUUUAUAAAUGUCGCUGCUGCUCACUCGUCUGUACUGAAACCCUCUUGCAUAGGCCCAGCCUUAGCUUAUAAAUUUCUGUUCAAUGAUGAUUAAAAUAAAUUAUUCGAGUUAAUUUCACUAGGUGCUUUUGACUUUCAACUAAUUUUCCUGAGUUCGUUAUUGUUUUUUUAUUCCUUAUACUCCUUUGUGCCAGGCUUCUUACCUUUUCCUUGUAUUCGCUUUUUACUAGUUUAUUUGCAAUACCGGGGGCGCUUUUUGGCCUCCUGGGGAUUUUAUUUAUAAUAUAAGGGUAAGGUGUGUGGUUCAAUCCUUGCGUUUUCAUUCCCUUGGUUAUCCUUUCAGUAUUUAAAGUUUUGUCAUAGCGUGGGUCUCACUUUGCUUGUUGAAGCCUCAAUUGAAGUGUGUUGUUUAGUUUUUACGUGUGACUGAGUGAGAGCUAGCUGUAAGAUGAGUCAAAUGAUGACUGGAAAGGUCAGCGUUCCUCUACUUAUUAACCAGGUACGUUUACAAGCUGUUUUAGAAAAUACUUUUGUGUUUGUUACUUGGCAAUUUCAUCUAGUAUAAGUACGAAUUCGAGUGCUCAAGGUUUGCUCGAAGAGAACUUUUUGUCACCUCGAGGUAUGGCUGCUAGAUACAUAAAUAGAUAUUUAUAUAAGAAUAAUUUAAAGUCUUUAAAAGGGGAACAAUAAGUUCCAUAUGGCAAUAUUGCAUCUGUAGGUUAUGCAAAUCUUCUCUUAAAAUGUACAAAUUUAGAAGCUUCAAACUUACAUCUUGUUGCAGAAAAAUUUAAUUAAUUUGUUUACACUAACGUAAUAUAAACUUGUAACUUAGACUAUUUCAUUACCUAUUAUAGUAACUUUCAUUUAUAUAUAGUUAGCUUGAUUAGCUCAUAGCUAUGUAAAGGCAAACUUAAAUGAUAGAAUUAUCAUAAAAAUAUUUCGUAUGUCUUUAUACAUAUCACCGAGAUAAAAUAAGAGAACUGGAACUAGAAUUAAGAGAUCUUGUUAUCACAGAAAAUGGAAGUCGUUAUGAACUGUGAUAGUUUAGUGGAAACGACAAUUAUAUAUGAAGUGUACAAGAUUUAUUUACGUGUUUCAUGUUUCCACCUAUUACAUUAUAUUAUCGAUCGCAAAUCUCGUGUUUCUUAAAUUUUUUUGCAAUUAUAUUGCUGUUUGCAAUAUCACCGUUUAUCUGUGUAUAUCAAUUAUUUGCAUCGGCAGCAUAUUUUAGUGUUUUCUUAGCCUUCUCUGUCACAAUCUUAGUCAAUUGUUUCUUCUCAUGAUUUAGAUUAGGCCUAUCUAGAUUAGCAUCGUAAUAUCCAGGGCCUUUGUGAUACUAAAGCACUGUGGGGCACCAGGCAAAAAAUAUUUUCGGGUCCGGUAAGAUUAUUAAUGUGAUGACGUCUUUAUUCAAAUUUUUUUUUUAUUUUGAGCAAUGGCAUUCAUUGCAUUAUAAAAAGUUUUCAAAAUUUAAGAAGUCAGCAAGAUGUAAUACAGGUUUGAUGUGUUUUGACCAAAUAUUACAGGAGUAUAGGCUUUAUGUGUAUAAUUUAAAUUUAAAUUUCAUUGACUCCACAAUAAUAACAGUUACAAAAAUAAUGCUGAAAAGAAAGAUAAGAUAAUAAAAAAUAAAUGUAUUCUUUGAAAAUUUAAGCAUUAAAAUGCAUUUCAGAAAAUUUCUUGCAGCCAUUUCUUGGAAUCGUUUAGAACGUAAGACUGUUUCCAGGCAUAAUUUUGCUUCAUUCGAUUGUUUCUAUUCUCAAAAUGAAGUUCAUUUCUUUUUGAGGCUGUGUUUUUAUAGGUAUAGAAGGUAAAAACUAAGGAACCAAUUUGUGAAUAAAAUCGUAAAAUCCAAAAUGGAAAAAUGAGAAAAAAGGAGAUGUUUUUAUAUGUAUAGAAGGUAAAAACUAAGGAACCAAUGUGUGAAUAAAAUCGUAAAAUCCAAAAUGGAAAAAUGAGAAAAAAGGAGAUAAGGAGUAGUCACUACCACCUGGUUACAGCCUCAAACGCAGGAUUAGUCACACAUUGGUUCCUUAGUUUUUACCUUCUAUACCUACAAAAACCUCGAUGCCCUUUUCGCAGCCCUGAUAUUUGGCAAUAUCGAGUGCCCUUUUUAAAGAAGGUGCUUAAUAUCGGUCUAUGGAUUAUGCCUCUUUUUGGCAUUUGUGGAAGUUCUGAAAUUCAGCAUUAAAAUCUGUGCUAAAUUAACAGUAAUCUAUUAGCAAAAUUCAAAUGGCCAUUUGGCAUCAAAUAUGUAACAAAUUUAUCCUUUUUGCACAUUAAGAGACAUUCUAACGUAAUCAUUCCACUCAUGUGUUCAAAAUCGAAGAUUUAAAAAUGAAUAUUUAUGAUACCAUCAUUUUGCCACUUUAUUCCUCAUACCUGGUUCUGUCGUCAAGAGAAACAAGUCACGCAGCUUGUCUUGUCCAAUGGUAGAAAAACCAAUCUUUGAAACAAUUAAAUUUUGCGCACAUUCCAUUUUUUGUGAAUAUAUAAAGCAUGCAGUGAACAAAGGUGCCGCUUUGUA
Molecule: messenger RNA, 5126 nt
Organism: Rhopilema esculentum
Lineage: Eukaryota; Metazoa; Cnidaria; Scyphozoa; Rhizostomeae; Rhizostomatidae
Product: ficolin-1
Source: RefSeq, a predicted model, not a curated record